CCGAACAAGAAGAAAAAGGAAAGAAGAAGCCCUGCUCCUUUCCUUUAUUAAAAACAAGGACAUCAUCUAUCGAUCAUUCUCAUCACUCAAAACAAAACAAGAAAAUUGUCGAGAAGAAGAAGAAGAAGAAAAUGGAGACACUGCAGUCAUGCAAAGGAAGACUUUCCUUCAAGAACGCAACAAUAUUCAUGACUUUGUUGAAUACAUUCACAGCCCUUUUCUUGCUUCAGGGCUCUCUCUCUUCUCCCUCUUCCCGCAACAUCAAACUCUCACCUGACCACUCCAAUUCAGUUAAGCUCAGCUACAUCAAGGAGUCUGAAGAGAUGCGCCUUGCCAUGCAACCUUGGAAUCUUAUAAAAAGAGUGAAGGAAAUUGAGCAAGAAGUACAUGCAGGACCUGAAACAGUCCAACAGAAAGAUAUCAAGCAGACUGCUGCUGCUGAUCUUUCUAAAAGGUUACAGGAUUUCCGUUCGCUUAAUAAUGCUUCCAGUUUGAAAGCUUUAGACGAAUGGCGUAAACGGAAGAUGGAACGAGCCAGACAGUGGGCUUUGGAAAAAAAUGGAACAAUAACCUCCCAAGCUUGAUGCCCUUUAUGAGAUGUGUGAUUAAGGGGAUUUGUGAUAUUAACUAUCGAUUACACUACCAUGAACUCACCUCAAGAUUGCAUAAAUGUACAUAAAGAAAACUGAAUGCUACCCAAUUUCAGAGGAAGUGUCAUCGGCAGUGUGCGCUUAUGUGAUGGCAAAGUUAGUUGCUUCGCCAAUGGUACCUAUUACCAUCGAAUAGCAAUGUUUUAGUGAUGGGGAUACCAAGUGGCCAGCGCUGAACAUCAUCAAAGAAAUUGCAUCCUAAACAUACUUAUAAAUGCAUGGUCAUGCGGUUCUACUUGUUUAAAACUUCCGUUCCUUCAAGAAGAUUUAACCUGCCCAACGAACUUAAAACUGGAGGUAGUUAGUGUUACAAUUAUUGGAAUUUUGAGAGUUUUCUCAC
Populus euphratica (Euphrates poplar) is the source of this 990-nucleotide messenger RNA. RefSeq lists its product as uncharacterized. Bases 132 to 584 code for a protein of 150 amino acids. The transcript has 4 exons. Lineage: Eukaryota; Viridiplantae; Streptophyta; Magnoliopsida; Malpighiales; Salicaceae. The record is from RefSeq and is a predicted model, not a curated record.